CAGACUGGGUACUUUUUACAACAACAACCACAACGACCACAGCAACCACAACCACAACGACCACAACAACCACAGCCACAUCAACCUCGAUUAACUUCAGAACCAUGAAAUCAACCUCUUUAAUUGAAUAAAAACUAACAAACGCCCAUUGGCCAUCCUAAGAAUGUCUAUUUAACAAGUUCACAAGCAGCAUUAGUCGAGACAUCAACAAAAACGUCAGCCACAAGAGCCACACGCCUCCAACGAGAGCCACACCACACCACAACUACUAACAACCGCUUCUACUACUAAAUGAACAAAUUAAAAAAAACAUUCAGUCUUCGUAAAAAGAGAGGUAACAGUGAUGAGGAAGAGGACAAGGAGAAUGAAGAUGAUUGGCAAGAGGACGAGCUGAGAGUUAGAAAUGGCACUUGCCAAUUUCUACUACAAUACCUCGGUUGCACUGAAGUAAACGACUCCAAAGGCAUCCAAGUCUGCGAAGAGGCUAUGAAGAAGUUGAUGCAACAAUGUCAAGGUCAAGCUCCUAAAAUGGUCAUCUUGCAGGUCAAGGGGGAAUUUUUGAAGGGCAUCGAUGAGGCUACAUCCGAAAUAAUUAUAGACCAGCCGGUGGAGAAGGUUGCUUUCUGUUCGCCUGACCGCAACACUGAAAAGGGAUUCGCCUACAUCAGUCGAGACAGCCUGGCCAAGAAAUGGAUGUGCCAUGGUUUUCUGACCAUCAAAGACGUGGGUGAAAGAGUAAGUUACGCGGUUGGCUACGCAUUCAACGUGUGCAUGGAGCUGAGGCUGGCGAAGGAGAAGCAGAUCGAAAUGGCCACUGGAGAAUUUAAGAGGUCGCCGUCCUUCAAGUUUGCCUCGAUGACCGACAGGAAGUGCGAUCCGCAAGUGGCUCGAGUCGCCGAACCAAUUCCCAGCAGUAAAAGGAGUGACGUCACGAGUUUGACCUCCAUCAAAAGACCUCGUGGACCUCCUGACCUUUUGAAGAGGCAGAGUUCAUUUGUUACUACUUCUGAUAACCCGCACGAAGGAACAUUCAAACGACAGUUAUCGUUGAAGGUCGAAGAGUUGUCCAUAGUGUUGGACCAGCUGAACGCCCGCGACCCAAAAAUUGUAAGGAAUAAAAUGAAGAGAGACCAACAUCUGAUCGACGACGACGCCUUCCUAGACGCUAACAACAACAAAAUCAACAACAACAACGACGACGAUGACGAGAGCAUGAAACCAGUUCACCAAGAAAAUCCAUGGUCGACAACAGCAACGUCAUCAACAACAAACAAGACCAUCGAUCCAGAUGAUUGGCUGAAGCAGGUGGCUAAAAAGGCGGCAACUCUUGCCAGCCAAUCAGAGACGAGAACCCAUCGAGGCCACGCG
Helobdella robusta is the source of this 1368-nucleotide messenger RNA. RefSeq lists its product as hypothetical. The record is from RefSeq and is a predicted model, not a curated record. NCBI's taxonomy places the organism in Eukaryota, Metazoa, Annelida, Clitellata, Rhynchobdellida, Glossiphoniidae. The transcript is spliced from 8 exons. The annotation marks the transcript as partial.